AUGGCACAGUCACAGUGGAGUGUGAAGGAUGUCUGCUGUGAGAUGCGGGAUUGCAAAGCCUUGCUUGAAGCACGGCAGGGAACAUCCCCGCGCUCAGACUUCUUGGAAAGGAUCAAGGACACAAUCGGCUUCAAGCUUCGCUCCUUGCCGCAGCUCUCAGCUGCUGAAGCUUUGGAGCUGCACAAGGUCUUGGGAGAAGUCGACUUCCCAGAGCCGGUGGCUGCUGCUCUCAGCCAGCAAAUCGACGGGAAGCUGCUUCAAAAGACGGAGCAGACAACGAUUGUUUCCUUGAAGCAGCAGUCCCUCACGAACAUGCAUCUGUUCUUGACUGCCCAAGACUGGGCACUUCUUGAAGGAGAUGGUGCAGAUUGGUGGGCCAAGCAAGAGUGCAUCGUUGGGCGAUUGAAAAAGCUUGGUGUAAAGUCUCUGGCUGAAAGCACAGUGCGAAGCUGUGUUUCCAUUCUGCUCUCGACUGUGACUGUGUUGCCACACCCAGACGACCAGCAUGCAGCCGUGCUGGAGUUCAAAGGCUGCUUUCACAGCACGGAGAACGUGGAUGGCCUACCGUACCUUGUGCGGUUCCCGGAGCAGCCGAGUGGCUUGCCUCCUGCUUUGCUGCAAAGCGCCUACACGGAGGCAGACCCUCCAGUGGCAAAAAGCAUUGCAAGGCUGGCUUACAUUGCCAAGGCCCUUCCUGUCAGGGAUACCCACAACUCCCUGUCCGCGAAUCUGGGCAAGAGCAAGAAGAGGCCGCUUGCUACCCCGCAGCAAAGCCCGGUAGCUUCAACAGCCUUGUCUGCUUCGCCUUCGUGGCAGCGGGGCACCGGUGGCAGCAACUGGACAGCUUCAGAAGCUUCGAGCCCAAUGCAAGGCUUCAUGGGCAUGUGCAAUGAAAUGGUCAAGUGCAUGCAGAGCUUCCAAGCUGUCCAACUGCAGAUGACUAGUCGCCAGAAUCCUUCUCAGUGCUUCCAGCAGCAGGCCGAGCAGUUCCAGCCGAAGCCAAAAGAGCUCACAACUGGAGCGGCAGCACCUUUGCAGCUUUCCGCCUGCAACGAGGUCGGACAAGGCACUCCCGUGACACAGCCUCAAGUUGGCUUUCCUACAGCGAAGCUUGCUUUGCCACCCCCAGAAAACAGCCCUGCAGAGCCAACAGCUGCAGAAGCGGAGGCUCGCAACCCCGAGCCAGAAGGACUGUCGCCGGAAGAGCAGCUCUUCGAGUCUCUGAAGGCAAAGCAAGCCAAGGCCAAGGCCAAAGCCAAGUGCAGUGCCAAGCCCAAGGCGAAAGGGAAAGUCUUCAAGAGACCACAAGCAGCUCCACGUGCUUUGGCUGGCGGCCCCAAACUGCCGAAGUACGUCCCAGAAGCUCCCAGUGCUCAGCAGCUCAGUUCUCGACGAGCAUGCUUUGUGGACAAGCACUACCACAAGGCAAAGAACAUCGCCUUGAAGGCUGGUGUUGGCCAAGACCGAGCAUAUGAGUAUGCGAGGACUGCAAGAGCAAAGGCUGCUGAGCUGUGGGACUCUCGCAAGUGUUAA
Symbiodinium sp. CCMP2456 is the source of this 1533-nucleotide messenger RNA. The record is from the annotation of a GenBank genome assembly. NCBI's taxonomy places the organism in Eukaryota, Dinophyceae, Suessiales, Symbiodiniaceae.